Jaminaea rosea is the source of this 3564-nucleotide messenger RNA. RefSeq names its product beta and beta-prime subunits of DNA dependent RNA-polymerase. The record is from RefSeq and is a predicted model, not a curated record. Gene Ontology annotation, molecular function: DNA binding; ribonucleoside binding; DNA-directed RNA polymerase activity. Gene Ontology annotation, biological process: DNA-templated transcription. The transcript has a single exon. Gene Ontology annotation, cellular component: RNA polymerase III complex. Lineage: Eukaryota; Fungi; Basidiomycota; Exobasidiomycetes; Microstromatales. The coding region runs from base 1 to 3564 and encodes 1187 amino acids.
AUGACCCCGAGCGAUGAAGAUGGUGACGAUGACGAUGAUGACAACGGACGAGGACACGCACCCACAUCGCUCCACGAUCUCGCCGCCAAAGCAGGAGCAAAGACGACGGGCCACGAGACCAACGAUGAGAUCCUACGCAUCGUCCAAGCAGCUCAGCUCACGGGAAAGAGCCUCUCAGCGCCAGUACACACCGUGCAAGACAAAUGGGAAUUACUACCAGCCUUUCUCAAAGUAAAAGGCUUGGUCAAGCAGCAUAUUGACUCAUUCAACUACUUCGUCGACGUCGACCUCAAGAACAUCAUCAAGGCCAAUGAAAAGGUCACAUCAGACAUCGACCCGCGCUUCUUCCUCAAGUACACAGACAUUCGCGUCGGUCUUCCAGAGAGAGACGAUACCGAGGCUACCAACAAUACCAUCUACCCUCACGAGUGCAGACUACGAGAUCUCACCUACUCGGCUGGCAUCUUCGUCAACAUCGAGUACGUUCGCGGCCAGAAGCUCGUGCGAAGAAGAAACGUCUGCAUCGGCAAGAUGCCAAUCAUGCUCAGGUCCAACAAGUGUCAUCUCAGCAACCAGAGUCAUGCCGGCCUAGCAAAGAUGAAUGAGUGUCCGCUGGACCCGGGAGGCUACUUCGUCGUCAAGGGAACGGAGAAGGUCAUCCUCGUCCAGGAACAGCUCAGCAAGAAUCGUAUCAUCGUCGAGGCAGAUAGCAAGAAGAACGUCGUCCAAGCCUCGGUCACGUCGUCCACGCACGAGCGAAAGUCCAAGUCGUACGUUCUCACAAAGCAUUCGAAGAUCUAUCUAAAGCACAACUCCUUCCACGAGGACAUUCCCAUCGCCGUUGCCUUCAAGGCUAUGGGCAUCCAGUCAGAUCGUGAGAUCCUGCAACUCGUCGCCGGCAACGACGAAGCGCACAAGGAACUCUUCGCCAUCAAUCUUGAAGAAGCCGCCCGCCUCAACAUCUUCACUCGCCAGCAGGCCCUCAACUAUGUCGGGCAGCGCGUCAAGGUCAUGAGGAGGCCGAUGCAGGCGAGACGCCCAGUUGCAGAGGAAGCUAUUGAGGCCCUUGCCAACCUCGUAAUGGCCCACGUCGAAGUUAAAGACCUCAAUUUCCGCCCCAAGGCAAUCUACGUAGCCGUAAUGGUCAGGCGUGUGCUCAUGUGCAUGCAAGACGAGAGCAUGGUCGAUGACCGAGACUACGUGGGGAAUAAGCGACUCGAGCUCGCGGGGCAGCUCCUCUCUCUCCUCUUUGAGGACUUGUUCAAGAAGUUCAACUCGGACCUGAAAAUGAGCAUCGACAAGAUCUUGAAGAAGCCCAAUCGCACCACCGAGUUCGACGCAUACAACUCAAUCUCGAUGCACGGCGACCACAUCACCUCGGGCUUCACGCGCGCCAUCUCGACCGGCAACUGGUCACUCAAGCGCUUCAAGAUGGAGCGUGCCGGUAUCACCCACGUCCUCAGUCGUCUGUCUUUCAUCGCCGCCUUGGGCAUGAUGACGCGUAUCAGCUCCCAAUUCGAAAAGACGCGCAAAGUCUCUGGCCCUCGAGCGCUCCAGCCUUCCCAGUGGGGAAUGCUUUGCCCCUCCGACACGCCCGAGGGAGAAGCUUGCGGUCUCGUCAAGAAUUUGGCCCUCAUGACGCACAUCACCACCGACAUCGGCGAAGACGCUAUCCGCCGUGCGGCUUUCAUGCUGGGAGUGGAGGACAUCAACCUCAUUACGGGCGCGGAGCUCUACCGCCCAGACUCGUACAUCGUCAUGCUAAACGGUAGCGUGCUUGGCCUCACCCGCUUCCCUGUUCGCUUCGUCACAUCUUUCCGCAAGCUCCGUAGGCACGGCCGCAUCUCAGAGUUCGUCUCCAUUUAUACCAAUACUCACCAUCAGCACGUUCACAUUGCCUCGGACGGAGGGCGCAUUUGUCGCCCAAUGAUCAUCGUAGAGGACGGAGAGCCCAAGGUGACCACCGCGCACAUCAAUGACCUCAAGGCGGGGAAGAAGAGCUUCGACGACUUCCUCACCGAGGGAAUCAUCGAGUAUCUCGACGUCAAUGAGGAGAAUGACUCCCAUAUCGCCCUCUACGAGCGGGACAUCAGCGCUGCUACGACGCAUCUCGAGAUCGAGCCAUUUACCCUGCUGGGCGCCGUUGCGGGGCUCAUCCCGUACCCGCACCACAAUCAAUCCCCCCGCAACACGUAUCAAUGCGCCAUGGGCAAGCAAGCUAUCGGCGCCAUUGCGUACAAUCAGCUCAAUCGAAUCGACACGUUGCUCUAUCUCAUGGUCUACCCGCAACGUCCCAUGGUCAAGACCAAGACCAUCGAACUUGUGGGAUACGAGCAGCUCCCUGCGGGGCAGAAUGCAAUGGUAGCCGUCAUGUCCUACAGUGGAUACGAUAUCGAGGACGCUCUCGUCCUCAACAAGGCGUCGCUGGACAGAGGGUUCGGUAGAUGUCAGGUCAUGAAGAAGAGCACCGUGCAGCUGCGCAAAUAUCCCAACGGCACAUUCGAUCGUCUCGCUGAUGCGCCAGAGGACCCGAAUGGCGGUGGCCGCCUGAGAGGAUACGACGUCCUCGAGCGAGACGGGAUCGCCGCAGUGGGGGAGCGAGUGGACAAUGGCGACGUCUACGUGAACAAGCAGACCCCCCUCAAUGCCCUCGACAACAGCGCCAUGGCCGGCCAGUCCUCUUCUUCAGCCGGGGGACUCUCGUCAGCGAAUGCAUACAAGAACGCUCCCUCCAAGUACAAGCUGCCAGUCCCCUCGUACAUCGAUCAGAUCCUCCUUGCCGACACUGAUUCGGACCAGACGAUCAUCAAGACCCUCCUUCGCCAGACGCGUCGUCCUGAGCUGGGAGAUAAGUUCUCGUCACGUCACGGGCAAAAGGGUGUGUGCGGAUUGAUCGCUCAGCAGGAGGACAUGCCAUUUACCGAUCAGGGGAUCAACCCUGACAUCAUCAUGAACCCGCACGGAUUCCCCUCCCGUAUGACGGUAGGAAAGAUGAUUGAGCUCCUCGCGGGAAAAGCUGGUGUCAUCUCCGGCUCACUGCAGUAUGGGACUGCCUUCGGUGGCAGCAAGGUGGAGGACAUGAGCCGACUCCUCAUCGAAGCGGGGUACAGCUAUGGUGGGAAGGAUUUCUUGACUAGCGGCAUUACGGGGGAGCCGCUCGAGUGCUACGUCUACACGGGGCCGAUCUAUUACCAGAAGUUGAAGCACAUGGUCCUGGACAAGAUGCACGCCCGUGCCCGUGGGCCUCGCGCCGUGCUCACUCGUCAACCUACAGAGGGUCGCUCAAGAGACGGUGGGUUGCGACUGGGAGAGAUGGAGCGUGACUGUCUCAUUGGCUAUGGAGCCACGCAACUUCUCCUCGAGAGGUUGAUGAUCAGCUCAGAUGCCUUUGAUGUCAAUGUGUGCGAGAAAUGCGGCUUGCUAGGGUAUAAUGGGUACUGCCCUACGUGCAAGUCGACGAGGGGGAUCAGAAAGAUUCAGCUGCCAUACGCUACGAAGUUGCUCUUUCAGGAGCUGCUGGCUAUGGACAUAUGCCCGAGGUUGGUACUGGAGGAUGCGGUGUGA